This is a messenger RNA of Scomber japonicus (chub mackerel), 3995 nucleotides long. It is a transcript of the gene arhgap42a, whose product is annotated as Rho GTPase activating protein 42a. The coding region runs from base 407 to 3394 and encodes 995 amino acids. The transcript is spliced from 24 exons. Gene Ontology annotation, cellular component: cytoplasm. NCBI's taxonomy places the organism in Eukaryota, Metazoa, Chordata, Actinopteri, Scombriformes, Scombridae. Gene Ontology annotation, biological process: signal transduction. Gene Ontology annotation, molecular function: protein binding; GTPase activator activity. The record is from RefSeq and is a predicted model, not a curated record.
UGUGGAGACACAGCUAGCAGUCUACCGACAGCUUUUAUGCGUCAAAAGCUAAACCCCGGUGCUCCCUUUUCGGUGUUUCUGUAUCGACUAAAAAGCCAUUGGGCGAGGUAUGGUGAGCUCAUAUUUGGAUAUAUUGAUCUUGAAAGGUAGGAGAAGCGGCGGAGAGCUCGACAUUUGACUAUCCAGCCCGUCUGCGCGGAGAGACUGCUGUUGUCUAAGUGUCCGGAAGUUGUAAGGGGGAAAAAGUGAGAAAGGCAUGAAAAAAAGGAGCUGGAAGGAACCUCUGAGCAAACUUCUGCUGCGAGCACAGUGAAACGCCGGUCUCCUGUUGAAAACCUCACCGAGCGGAUAGUUACUACCUCUUAUUGCAGUUCUCUUAUAAUUAUCCGUGUGUAUUCAUUUACCGAUGGGUCUACCGACGCUGGAGUUUAGUGACUCUUUCCUGGACAGUCCGGAGUUCAGAGAGCGGCUGCAGUGCCAUGAAAUAGAACUGGAGCGCACCAACAGGUUUAUAAAAGACCUUAUCAAGGAUGGAAACAUGCUCAUAUCUGCCCUCAGAAGUCUUUCUCUCGCUGUCCAGCGCUUCUCACAGUCUCUACAGGAUUUCCAGUUUGAGUGUAUUGGAGAUGCUGAGACUGAUGAUGAGAUCAAUAUCGCUCAGUCCUUAAAGGAGUUCUCGCAGCUCUUGAGCACCAUGGAAGAGGAGAGAAAACGACUGAUCCAGAAUGCCGAUGACGUGUUGAUCUCACCACUCGAGAGGUUUCGUAAGGAGCAGAUUGGAGCUGUGAAGGAGGGAAAGAAACAGUUUGACAAGGAGACAGAAAGGUACUACUCUGUUCUAGAUAAACACCUCAGCCUUUCCUCCAAAAAGAAGGAAUCACAGCUAAACGAGGCUGAUUCACAGAUGAGUAAAGACCGGCAGGUGUUUUAUGAUGCAUCGCUGCAGUAUGUCUUCAAGAUCCAACAGGUGCAGGAGAGAAAGAAGUUUGAAUUUGUGGAGCCAUUAUUAGCCUUCCUGCAGGGCUUGUUGACGUUCUACCAUGAGGGCUACGAGCUGGCCAGUGAGUUUGAACCCUACAAGCAGCAGCUUCAGUUUAACCUGCAGAAUGCUCGCAACAACUUUGAAAGUACACGUGUGGAGGUUGAGAGGCUGAUGAAGAGGAUCCGAUCCGCAGAAGAGGACUUCAAAGCCCCUGGCUGCUUCACAAUGGAGGGAUAUCUGUACAUACAAGAGAAACGUCCACUGGGCAGUGUGUGGACCAGAUACUACUGUACAUAUGAAAAAAGCUCUAAGAUGUUCACCAUGAGCAACACAGAGGCCAGACCAGCCAGCAGACAGAACGGAGUGGUGAAUGGGACACCGGAGAUGUUCAAGCUGCGCUCGUGUGUCAGAAGAAAAACUGAUUCCAUCGACAAACGCUUCUGCUUCGACAUCGAGGUGGUGGAGAGGCAUGGCGUCAUCACCCUGCAAGCACUCUCUGAGGCCAACCGGCGCCUGUGGAUGGAGGCCAUGGAUGGAAAAGAACCUAUCUACACACUGCCCUCAUUACUCAGCAAAAAGGAGGAGACAUUUCUCAAUGAGGCAGGCGUCAACUUUGUGAGGAAGUGCAUUGAGGUGGUUGAAAUGAGAGGCAUCACCACGCUGGGACUGUACAGGAUUGGAGGAGUUAACUCCAAAGUGCAGCGGUUGAUGACGAGUGUGUUUGCGUCCACUGCACCCUCUGACACACAGCUGGAUACAGACGCCUGGGACAACAAGACCAUCACUAGCGGCCUCAAGAAUUACUUCAGGUGUCUGGCAGAGCCACUCCUGACCUACAGACUGCACAAAGAAUUCAUCAAGGCUGCAAAGUACGAUGACCAGAAGCAUCGAGUGAGAGCGAUUCAUGCUCUUGUUCACAAACUACCAGAGAAAAACAGAACAAUGCUGGACCUCUUAACCAAUCACCUCCUCAAGGUCUCCUCUCACAGUGACCAGAACAUGAUGACCGUGUCCAACCUGGGGAUGAUCUUUGGCCCCACGUUGAUGAGGUCACAGGAAGAGACAGUGGCCGCCAUGAUGAACAUCAAGUUUCAGAACAUUGUCGUGGAGAUUAUCAUUGAAAAUCGUCACAAAAUCUUUGGUGAGGCCCCAGACCUUUCAGUGCCGUUACCUCCGGCUCCAUCCUCUCGGGCGACUCCUCGGAGGAACAAAGCCAUCUGUCUGUCAUCUGGAAAGAGGAAGCCGCGCCUCUACCCUCCAGCUCUCUGCCUCGCAGACAACGACAGUGACACAUUCAGCAGCAGCUCCAGCACAACUCCGAUGGGCAGCCAGGAGUCUCUGUCCUCACACUCAUCUGAGAAAAACGGAUUGUCUCAGACCUCACCACCUUCCUCUCCUGCUGCAGAGCCCGGCUCGUCCUCCACAGCACAGCCGUCUCCACCUGAAGUUUCCUCCUGCUCCCCGUCCCACAUUUCCUCAAACGGGAAGGAUCAAAAACGGCCAACAGACAGCGCUGCCUCCCCUCAGCUCCCGCCUUCCUCUUCCUGGACUUCCUCGCAGCUCACCCCGGCCCAGAAGACCUCCUCUGUGUCCUCUUCCACAUCCUCUUUACUCUCUGCAGCAGAGAGGAGUCCGUCUGUCAAAGGAAACUCAGCGGCCUCCUUGUCAUCUGUGAAGGAGUCCAGGUCUGCCUCCAGAGCCUCCUCGUCAAUCGUUUCCACCCUGACCUCCUCCAACGAGGAGGGCAGGGUGGCUCGACAGGUUCAGAGAAUGUCAUCUGUCUCUUCUCUGAAGAGCACUCAUUCAGUGGAUCAAAGAAACACAUCCUGUGCCUCCUCCACUGUCACAGAAACCAGAGCAACAGACACUACCUCCCCUUCUCGGCAGCACAGAACUUCUUACAGGACUGCCUCCUCAUCCUCUUCCUCCUCCUCCUCCUUGUUUCCCUACCACCUUUCCACAUCCUCCUCUCUCACCUCCCUGCACAUCUCGGAGGGUGCGUUCUUCUGUGAUUACAAAAGCUGUCACGGAUCGGUACAGAGUCUCAUGUCGCUUGACCAACACGAGGCAACACACAUACGUAAACCUUCACACAUGCGCUGUGGUUCCGAUCUGACCCCGAAACUCUCUGCAGCAACAUCAAGCAACGGUUACCAGAGGCCAGGAUCAAUAUUAUCAAUCAGAGCACCGCAGCGCGAGAGUUCAGUUUUCUCCUCAGCAUUAGAUAUUUGUUCCUCAGGAAGGGAAGCAAAAGCUCUGUAUUCAUGUGAGGCAGAGCACAGCCAUGAGCUCAGUUUUCCACAGGGGGCGCUGUUCUCAAACGUUCACCCAUCUGUGGAGCCAGGUUGGCUUCAGGCGACAUACAAUGGCAAGACAGGUCUCAUACCUGAAAACUACGUCACGUACACCUGAGAAACCACGAUGACCUCAUCACAUCACUGAAUAACACAACGAUCUAACAUAGAUUUUAGGGACCUAACAGUUGCACACAGUAAUACUCUGUGCUGCUGAUCAAAGAUGUAAUAUAUUUAUCAUGUCACUGUUAUCACUGAGCAGUAUGUCUGACUACUGUGGCUGGAUAUGAAUGACUGUAUACUGUAUUUAUAUCUGACUACUUUAUCUUAUGUGUCAUUAACCAGCAUGUAACGCAGUAGAUGUUAAUAUCUCGUCUAUCGUCAUGUUUUAAUAUGUGACAGUUCUACCUAAUCAACUAUCAGCUCCUCUGUACUGUUUGUGUUCUUGCUGCGACUGUGAGAGUGCUGUAGAUACAUGAAAUGUGUGUCUUCUAGUGGUUUAUCCACAACAAGGUACAAGGCUAUUGAGCUUGGUAAUUUAUAUGUUUGUAAAUUAUCUUAUUAGUGUUAUAACUAUGUGUACAGUGUUCAGACCUUUGUGUCUGGAGCAGUAUGAACAGGUGGUGUAAGACUGAAUCCUGCCAAAACACCUUCUUGCUGCCGUCUCUGUCAGUUCUCCUCAUGACUAAAUAAAGAGCCAAUACAGUACUUACUUACUU